Molecule: messenger RNA, 231 nt
Organism: Symbiodinium necroappetens
Lineage: Eukaryota; Dinophyceae; Suessiales; Symbiodiniaceae
Source: the annotation of a GenBank genome assembly
GUGCAAAUCCUCGCGGACGACGGGGCUUCCCUGGACCUGAAGGACGACGAAGGAUGGGAUGUGCUGAUGUGGGCGGCGCUGAGUGGCCACUUUGAGAUUUGCGAGCUCCUGGUCGGCACCUUCCACAUGUCGCCAGACUAUGCCACCGAGAAAGGAGAGACGGCGUUGAUGAAGGCAGCGGCGAACGGCCAUUGGGACGUGUGCGAGUUCCUGAUUACGGAGGGGGCCAAG